Messenger RNA from Miscanthus lutarioriparius, 237 nucleotides. Lineage: Eukaryota; Viridiplantae; Streptophyta; Magnoliopsida; Poales; Poaceae. The record is from the annotation of a GenBank genome assembly.
AUGGAGGUUACAGGGUAUGAAAAUUUGGUCGCUGCUGGUAAAGAAGUUGAACAGCACGGUGCAGGAGUUGGUUCUGGUUUCCCUGGAUUAAGCUUGGGCUUUGGAGUUGGUGCAGGCUGUGGUAUAGGGAUUGGCUUUGGUCAUGGUUUUGGAAAAGGAGUCGCUUAUGAUGAGAAUGGGAGAUAUUCAAACAUUGGGAGAUCAAAUCAGAGAUCUAAGGGCACUCCAUCUGAGUAA